Molecule: messenger RNA, 5058 nt
Organism: Tachyglossus aculeatus (Australian echidna)
Lineage: Eukaryota; Metazoa; Chordata; Mammalia; Monotremata; Tachyglossidae
Gene: CLSPN
Product: claspin
Exons: 25
Coding region: 51-4085 (1344 amino acids)
Biological process (GO): mitotic G2 DNA damage checkpoint signaling; activation of protein kinase activity; mitotic DNA replication checkpoint signaling
Molecular function (GO): anaphase-promoting complex binding
Source: RefSeq, a predicted model, not a curated record
GGGAGCCGAGGGGUCCGGGCGGCGGGGCCGGUCCUCAGCCAGCGGGGGCCAUGGACGCCGACGGGGCGCCCCAGAUCCGUCCAGAAGUUGAAGAUCCCAAACUGGAUUUACAGGUUGAAACGAACAGUGAUUCAGACAGUGGGCAAGGCAGCUGUGAAACAAGUUCUCCCGGACUCUCCAGGAAAGUAAUGGCUCCCCUGAAUGAUAGAGAUUCCGAUGAGGAGAUUUUUGUGAGUAAGAAACCAAAAGUCAAGAAGGUGCUGCAGGAUAGUGACAGCGAAGAGGACAGCCGUGGCUCAUCUCUCGAGAAGAGAGAUCUGGUGUCUCUCCAGGGGGUAAGUGGGGAGGAGGAGAAGGAGAACGUUUACGCAGAAAACACCCGAAGAGCCAGAAGGAUUUUCCAAGCCCUGGCUGACAGCGACGAGAGCGACCCCGGGGAGCCUCCAUGUCGAGAAAACUACGGACCCUCGGUGAAAUCCGGAUCGGCCAACGAUGCCUCGGAGUUGGGCUCCCCUCCCGAAAAAUCGGUGGACUUGCCUGGGGUGGGGAAGAGAAAAUCCAGAAAGGCCAGGCGCGAUAUUCAAGAAGCAGCAGGAGGCAGAGUGAAAGGAAAAUCAAAGAAGAGGCUAGAGAAAGAGGCAAAAAAAAUGGAAACCGUUCGAAAGCUGAAAAAAAAAGAAAGCAAAAAGGAGGAGAAAAACGGGAAGCCACAGUUGAAUGAUAGUGGCUGUCUUCUUGCUGACAAAGACCUUUUUGAGACUGGGUUAGAAGAGGAAAAUGACUCCCCCCUGGAAGAUGAAGAGUCCUUGGAAUCAAUCAGGGCUGCUGUGAAAGACAAGGUGAAAAAGCACCAGAACAAGGUACUGAAUUUUGAGGGCGAACCUCCACUGGCUGAGGAAAGUGAGUCCUUAUUUAAAGGACCCAAGAGGAAGGAGAGGAAGGCCGCGAAACUAAGUAAAGAGGCCAUGAAACGACUGCACAGUGAGACCCAGCGCCUCGUUCGAGAAUCUUCUCUCUCCCUCCCGUACCACAUGCCCGAGAACAAAACCAUCCAUGACUUCUUCAAACGCAGACCUCGGCCUGCUUGCCAAGGAAACGCGCUGGCACUCCUGAAGUCAGCUCAAUAUCUGCCGGGCCUCAGCGAUGAAGUCUCGGAUGCAAAAAACCCCAGCGAGAGCCGCCCCGACAACCAGGCCGGCGGGCCUAACCGGGAGAACGACCGGGUUUCAGAAGUGGACGGUAGUCAAUCCCCUUCACUUUCCAGAGUGUCCGAGGUCACUCCGAGCGUGGAUGAACCUGCCUCAAAGGAUCCGGGCGCGGGAAGUCAAGAGGAGCAGAGACAGAGCGAUGACGUGGUAGCCCCUGGGGCUGACCCAGCAGGGCACCAGAAGUCCGGUUCCGACAGCACUGGCAACUCUGAGCCAGUACAGGCCGGAGGGGCAGCGGGAAAGGAAGGCCCGAAAGAUUCAGAGAGAGGAGGCGGGGAGCCGGAAGGGGCCGGACUGCAAACCCUGGUAAUGCUGCCCGUUGUCCCCCAUAAAGUAAGAAAGUUCACCCGCGACAAACUUCAGCAGCUGGGUGUGGACCUUUCCAUCAAACCUCGUCUCGGUGCCGACGAAGAUUCCUUUGUGACUCUCGAGGGACCAGAAGUCAACAGAGAGCUAGAAGCCUUGAAGGAGCGUUUCUGGAAGCACGCCCACCCGACCGCCAAGCCCACCGCCGAACGGAAAGUGAAUCUGAGCAUCAUUUUGAAGGAGGCAGGUGCAGACGGCAAAGAGGAACUCAAGGCCGAUGUUGUGCCGGUGACCUUGGCGACCGAAAAUCUGGAUGGCCAGGUCCAGGGGAAGCCAGGUGAAAAACUACAAGUGCUGAAAGCAAAGCUGCAGGAAGCCAUGAAACUCCGCAGGCUGGAGGAGCGCCAGAAGCGCCAGGCCCUAUUUAAGCUGGACAACGAAGAUGGAUUUGAGGAGGAAGAAGAGGAAGAAGAGGAGAUGACAGAUGAGUCGGAGGAGGAGGAGGAGGCGGCGGUGGCAGAGGAGGAGGAGGAGGAAGAGGAAGAAGCCAAUCAGGAGACGGCAGAGUUCCUUUUGGGUGACGAAGAGGCAGAAGACAAAGUGGGGGAUGAGGGAGAUAAAGACACCUUUCAGAGCGCCCUGAACAGCAGCAGAGAGGUUGGAAGCUCCGAUUGCGGUUCUGUUCCCAAACCUGCCACAUCAGAGUCAACGUUGCUGCUCUUUAAGGACAAUUCUUCUAAGAUGGGAUACUCUGCUGAAGAAAAAUGUGAAACCAACGAAGGCUCGGGAAAAAGACCUAGCAAACUAGAAGAAGAUGAUUCAUGUUCGUUGCUGACAAAGGAGAGCAGCCACAACAGCAGCUUUGAGUUGAUUGGCUCCAUGAUUCCGUGCUAUCAGCCUUGUAACAAGCAGCCAGGGCGGGCUGGCCUCCUCCCUGCGAUGGGGGGGUUCAGGUCACCCUCCCCGGGCUUCUUUCGAACGAGUUUUAUCAGCUCAGCUUCCAAGAGUUCAGGAAAGCUGUCUGAACCUUCACUUCCUAUCGAGGAUUCCCAGGAUCUGUACACCGCCUCCCCGGAGCCCAAGACUCUCUUUCUGGGCGCCGGAGAUUCCCAGUUUCAGUUCUGCUUAGAAGAUGACACCCAGAGCCAACUGUUGGAUGCAGAUGGGUUCUUAAACGUUGGGAAUCACCGGAAUAAGUACCAGGCUUCCAAGGACAGGCUGCCAUUGGCUAGUAUGGAUGAGAAUGCAAUGGAUGCCAACAUGGAUGAGCUGCUGGACUUGUGUUCGGGGAAGUUCAAGUCGCAGGCUGAGAAACCGCCGCUCGGGCACAGCACUAAAAAGGAUAUGGAGGAGCUGCUGAACCUUUGUUCGGGGAAAUUCACCUCUCAGGCAGGUUCCUCCACCCCAGCCUGUUCCGAGUCUUCCAAACAGGAGAAGGAGCCGGAUACAGACGAUCCGAUGGCAGAAGCACUUGCACUUUGUUCGGGCUCCUUUCCGACGGACAGGGAAGAAGAAGGUGAGGAGGAAGAGGAGGAGUUUGGGGAAUUUCAGCUCGUGGCUGUUGACAGCGAGAAGGAGGAGACUCGUGAAUCGGAUGGGGAAGAUCCUGAAGAGGAAGACCCUGAAGAAGACGAUGAGGAAGCACUCUUGCAGCAGUCUGAAACCCUGAAAAAAAAAUUGAGGUUGAAAAAAUUCCUGGAAGACGAGGCGGAGGUGUCCGGGAGCGAAGUGGGAAGCGAGGAUGAGUCCGAGGGGGAAGAGAUGGACGAAUAUGAAGAGGAUGUGAUCGACGAAGAACUCCCUUCCGAGGAGGAACUGCAGGAUCAGAUCAACAGGAUUCACAUGAAGACUCUGUUGGAUGACGACAAGCGCCAGUUGCGUUUGUACCAAGAGAGAUACCUUGCCGAUGGAGACCUUCACAGCGACGGUCCCGGGCGGACGAGGAAAUUCCGCUGGAAAAACAUAGAUGAUGCUUCCCAGGUGGACAUGUUCCAUCAGCGAGAUUCGGAUCCCGAGGACCAGAACGAAGGCCAGCUGGACGAAACGGAAGCCAAGUGGAGGAAGGAGCGGAUCGAACGGGAGCAGUGGCUGCGGGACCAGGCCCAGCAGGGGAAAAUUGAAGCCGAAGAGGAAGAUGAAAUUGGAGAAGAGAGUCAGUUUAUGAUGUUGGCCAAAAAAGCCACAGUUAAAGCACUUCAGAAAAAAGUCACACCAGUGGCAGUUGUUGUUCGGGACACUAAAGCCUUACCCAGGAACCCCUUUGAAGGCAUCCAACCCGUCAGGACGCCCAAGCUCCGGACCGGCUCAUUGCUCAAUCAGCCCAAAACCGUGCUGCAGAAGCUCGCCAACAUGUCCGACGUCAACCCCAACGCCCCCCGCAGCUCCCGAAACUUCGUCUUCCACACGCUGUCCCCCGUCAAGAGCGAGGCGGCGACGGAAACAUCCAAACCUCAGGGGAAGAAAAGGGGCCCUGGUGCGAUGGCCACAGCCCCCCCUAAACGUGUCAGAGCGGAGAGCCCGUCGGCCCCAAACCCCCAGACCCGGAGCAUCUUCAGGUACUUGGAAAGCUAGUCCAGAACCGGAUGGAUCCCGGCUCUCCCUUAAUCCCACAGCCAGAACCCAAAGCCACCUUGAGAAGAUCCUGCCUUCAGUCCGUUGAACUUCCCGGCAAGAUCUCCCGUGUCCCCUGGCAGCGCAUUAAGAAUAGACCUUGGGAAUGAGUCCGGGACCCUGGAGGGGCCUGGGGGUGGUCCCAGACCCCUUUCCUAUAAUGUGGUUGGACCUUUUCAGCUUCUUCAUCCAGUGUCAGUAGCCCUCUUUGGUGCUUUUCUCCAUCAAACACCUCCCACUUUGUUCCCGUGAAACCUACGAGUUCUGGCACCUGCCAGGAAAAGUGGGCAAAUCACAGGUUGCUCGAGAUCGGGUGGCAGACGUUCAUAGCGGUGGCUGCCCAGUUCAACAACUGCUGCUACCAACGCUGGGCAUUACCCAGUAUUGGGCACCUGCUCUGACACCCGGUUAUUUUAAACAUUUCCUUUGUAUUUCCGAGCGGGGGCUAGUGGGGAGUGUCUUCCGCUGGACUUCUUCCUUCUCUCACCCAGACGUGGGCUGGAAGAGAGUUUCGAGGAGCCUCCAUUUUCCUGGCGCUUUUAGGCGGUACCCUGGUCUUCCUGGGCAUUUCCAACAGAGUCUUUAGAUGCCUUGGGCCUCAGAAACUAAGUUAGAUCUAGAACAGUGAUGUUCGUGGUCCUGGAGAUGAACAGAGUUGGGCUGAUCCGUUGCCUGUGAGAUUUUCAUCCUACCCCCAGGGGCUAAAACCCAGCCCCAAUAGUGCAAAUCCGCCUUAGAUUUUCCUCUGGGUUUUCAAAUGCCCACCAUACUGACUUGAAAUGAUAGAAGUGGUGUUUGUACAUUUGUAAUUUUAUGAGAGAGUGUGUGUGCGUGCGUGUGUGUGUGUAAAAAAUAUUCUAAUGUAUAUGUAGUUCUCAAUGUCAGUGUUUUUGGGAGUGCAAUUUACAAUAAAAUUUUGUAUUUUAAUUUUCGA